GAAAAAUCUCGCCAGAAAUUAGAAUUCCUUCCACCUUUCUGGCUCGCACCCCCCCCCCCCCCCCCCUGUCUUCUCUCCGAGUCCGCUCCGAUGCCGUUGCCUCUCUCCUCCACCUCAUCAUAAACGCCUCCGGCUCCGACGGCCUCUUCCCGGACCCAAACCCUAGCCGCGCACUCGCCGACCACGCCGAGCUCGCCGGAACCCGCCCGACCCGAGCACAAUUCCGCUCGGGUCGCAGCCGAUCCGGCGGCUCCCCUCCCGGACAGCCCGGGGCCGUGCCCCCCCGCGGAUGCUAGCCUGAUCGCGUCCCCACGGUCGAUGGGUUCGCCGGGGUCCGCCAAUGGCAGACGCGGCGAGUACGUGAGGAUCCCGGAGGAGGUGGAGGUGGCGGCCAAGGGGGAGGCCGACACCGCGACGGCCCUCAAGGCGGCCGCCGCGGCGGAGUGCCCGAGGGUGCUCCGCUGGCGCGCGAUCCGGUGGUGGGCCAAGGUCGCCGUGCUCGGGAUCUUCCUCGCGGGGGCCGGAGCGGCGGCCGUCGUAUUCCUCGGCCCGCUCGUCAUUAAGAAGGUUGUUGCACCUAUUCUUUACUGGGAAUCAACAACUUUCAGCAGACCAGCUAUUGCUCUAAUAUGUUUUGGCGCAAUUGCCUUGUUCCCAAGUGUUUUGUUACCUUCUUCACCAUUCAUGUGGAUUGCGGGGAUGACUUUUGGAUAUCUUUAUGGGUUUUUAAUAAUCCAAGCGGGGAUGAGCAUAGGCAUGUCAUUGCCUUAUUUUAUAGGCUCUGCAUUCCACUGUAGGAUACAUAGAUGGUUGGAGAAGUGGCCAAAGAAAGCAGCUUUUGUAAGGCUUGCUGGCGAAGGAGAUUGGCAUCAUCAAUUUAGGGCUGUUGCUUUGCUCAGGAUUUCUCCAUUUCCAUAUAUAGUUUUUAACUAUGCUUCUGUGGCUACAAAUGUCAAAUAUUGCCCAUACAUAGCUGGUUCAAUGGCUGGAACCAUACAUGAAACUUUCCUUGCAAUAUACAGUGGGAAACUUCUUCAAAGCUUGGCUGUAGCAACUAGCGAGGGGUCCUUCUUGUCAGUGGAUCAGAUUAUCUACAAUGGAAUCGGCUUCACAAUCGCUGCAGCUUCCACUGCUGCAAUCACUAUCUAUGCAAAGAAAGCGCUUCAAAAGCUCCAAGCAGAGGAUGAUAUAUUCUGAGCGCAAGAGGCCUGUGCUCCGGACCAAACUAGUUUCCAGUCAGAUGUACUAUAUAUAAACAUUUGCUACUAAUCUGGUUUCCUGUGUCGACUACCUGACUACAACCAUCUGAGGGGAUGAGAGUGCUGCAGCAACUGUAAAGAAAAUAGAGAUCCAGAGAACACUUAUGUUUUCUGUUUUUUUUUUCUUGUUUUGUUUUCUGUAGAGAGAACCAUCAACUUCGUCAUUGUAUUGCGUUACGCGAUGUAAAUUCCUAUGGAAAAACUUACUUCCCUUCCUUUCACCAACUACAAAG
Molecule: messenger RNA, 1492 nt
Organism: Panicum virgatum (switchgrass)
Lineage: Eukaryota; Viridiplantae; Streptophyta; Magnoliopsida; Poales; Poaceae
Exons: 4
Coding region: 319-1197 (292 amino acids)
Source: RefSeq, a predicted model, not a curated record